Molecule: messenger RNA, 759 nt
Organism: Striga hermonthica
Lineage: Eukaryota; Viridiplantae; Streptophyta; Magnoliopsida; Lamiales; Orobanchaceae
Source: the annotation of a GenBank genome assembly
AUGUACAGAGGCCAAGCUUGGGGAACAUGUUCGAAAUCAGUUGGCUGUAUUUGGCUGCUCGUGUAUCGAGUUAUUGCUUUUUGUGUCUUGUUGGGAGUGAUUCUUGCCGAUACAAUCAUCCACAGCGUCGGCAUAUUCUAUUUUUACACACAGUGGACUUUUGCCUUGGUGACUAUCUAUUUCGGGCUCGGGUCUUCACUUUCCAUUUACGGAUGCCUUUUUCAUCGCGAUAACGCGGAUUUCGAAAUCGGCCAUUGUGAAGAUACAAACAGCAUCAAUAGAAGCUUAAAUCACGAUCAAGAUGAUGUUAAUUCAAAAACUGCAUCUGGUUGUGAAUAUGCUUUGCAAAUCAUUUUUCAGAUGUGUGCUGGGGCUGUUGUACUUACUGAUAUCGUCUAUUGGCUCAUAAUUUAUGCAUUUCUCACCGGCAAAGAUUACAGAUUAAACUUCCUCGUCGUUAGCGUGCAUUCUAUCAAUGCCAUUUUCCUCCUUGGCGAGACAUUUUUUAAUUGCCUGAAGUUUCCCUUCUUUCGGAUCGCGUAUUUUGUCCUGUGGACGUGUGUUUUUGUCGUUUUUCAAUGGAUCUUUCAUGCCUUUGUUUCAAUGAGAUGGCCUUAUCCUUUUCUAGACUUGUCAUCUCCAUAUGCUCCAGCAUGGUACUUGGCUGUAGGUGUGCUACAUUUACCGUGUUUUUCGGUAUUUACUCUCGUGUUCAAGAUAAAACAGUGGUGUCUACAAAAUACAGCUGCUUACGAAUGA